Messenger RNA from Racocetra persica, 156 nucleotides. The record is from the annotation of a GenBank genome assembly. NCBI's taxonomy places the organism in Eukaryota, Fungi, Glomeromycota, Glomeromycetes, Diversisporales, Gigasporaceae.
AUCCAAAUAAUAUUAAAUCAUCUUUAACAAAUCCAACCCAAUCUAAACUUUUAUAUAUUUACCAAAAUAUAACUAACAAUUCAGAAAACUUUGGUACUUCAAAUAACAAUGUUCAAUCAUUAAAACAUAUGAGAUCUGAUGAAUUGAAUGAAACUG